Molecule: messenger RNA, 369 nt
Organism: Suillus fuscotomentosus
Lineage: Eukaryota; Fungi; Basidiomycota; Agaricomycetes; Boletales; Suillaceae
Product: Prefoldin
Exons: 4
Coding region: 1-369 (122 amino acids)
Biological process (GO): chaperone-mediated protein complex assembly; protein folding
Cellular component (GO): cytoplasm; prefoldin complex
Molecular function (GO): protein-folding chaperone binding
Source: RefSeq, a predicted model, not a curated record
AUGUCUCUAGAAUUCCGUUUCCAAUCAGCAUCGACGGAGUACCAGAAAAUACAAACAGAACUGGCAAGUUUGGUGGAGAAUCGUACUCGUCUCGAUGCCCAGCUUUCCGAGAAUGAGAUGGUCAAAAAGGAGUUUACGCAGUUAACCCCCAGUAAUGUUGUCUAUAAACUUGUGGGACCUGUAUUGGUACCUCAAGAUCAGAAUGAGGCCAAAACCAAUGUGGAGACGCGCCUGGAAUUUAUCAAGAGCGAAAUAAAACGCGUAGAUGCACAAAUAACUGAUGGCGAGGAUAGAUCAGAGAAAAAGAAGAAUGAGCUCGUCGAGAUACAAACCAAGCUUCAGCAGGCUCAAACUACGCCAAAUUCUUGA